Messenger RNA from Salvia miltiorrhiza (redroot sage), 324 nucleotides. RefSeq names its product syntaxin-related protein KNOLLE-like. Gene Ontology annotation, biological process: exocytosis; vesicle fusion; intracellular protein transport. The transcript has 2 exons. The record is from RefSeq and is a predicted model, not a curated record. Gene Ontology annotation, molecular function: SNARE binding; SNAP receptor activity. NCBI's taxonomy places the organism in Eukaryota, Viridiplantae, Streptophyta, Magnoliopsida, Lamiales, Lamiaceae. The coding region runs from base 1 to 324 and encodes 107 amino acids. Gene Ontology annotation, cellular component: endomembrane system; SNARE complex; plasma membrane.
AUGGAAGUAGAUGAUAUCGUGAAUGGACAUGAAAACGAUAUCGAGCACGGGAGGGGGAAGGUGGUGGAGACGGUGGCGGAGAUACAUGACCGGCACGACGCGGCGAAGGAGAUCGAGAGGAGCCUGCUGGAGCUGCACCAGAUAUUCCUGGACAUGGCGGUGAUGGUGGAGGCGCAGGGGGAGCAGAUGGACGACAUCGAGCACCACGUCGUCAACGCGACGCAGUACGUCGACGACGGGACGAAGAGCCUCAAGGUGGCGAAGGAUCACCAGAGGAGCAGCCGGCGGUGCUUGUGCAUCGGAAUCAUACUGCUUUCCAUUUGA